UGCCACCCGCGCCCGGCGCCCCCUGCCGGCCGGGCGGACCGCCUGCAGCCGCCCGGGGUCCUCGCACACUGAGGUGUCCACGCCAGUGCCGGGCCGCCCCGGCGCGGUCUCCUCGCCGCCCGACUCGGCCGCGGCGGCUCCAGCGGACUGAGGUGCUACAAUUGAAAAUGAGUACGCAAGCUCCUUCUCCCCAGUACGUGCUGGGUCUGGAUAUCGGGACCAGCUCAGUGAAGGUGGUGUUGUUGGAAGCUGGGAGCCGUGCUGUGAUUGACAGCCAGACCCAGGAAACCAGGGCAGAGGUCAGCAGCCCAGAGGGAGAGCAGGCCCGGGAGCAGGAUGUUGGUAAGAUCGUGUCUGCCCUUCACCGCUGUGUUACAGCACUGCCCAGAGAACGUCUCCGUAGAGUGGGAAGGAUUGGAGUGUCGGGACAGAUGCACGGAGUUGUGCUAUGGAAAAGCAAGGAAGGAUGCAAGUGGCAGAGGACUGAUGCAGGCUUCACCUUCCAGCCUGUGGAGACAAGUCACCUGGUCACGUGGCAAGAUGGUCGGUGCCACCGCGAAUUCCUCGCCUCCCUCCCGCAGCCCGACUCCCACCUCAGACUUGCCUCUGGCUUUGGCUGUGCCACCAUUUACUGGUACAUGAGAAACAGACACCAGUUUCUGCAGAGCUAUACUGUGGCAGGGACCAUCCAUGACUACGUUGUUGCUGCCUUGUGUGGGCUCAAGAAACCUCUGAUGUCAGCCCAGAAUGCUGCCAGUUGGGGAUACUUCAAUACCAGAUGUGGCACGUGGAAUCUGCAAAUAUUAAAGGACUCCGGCUUUCCCACAUGUUUGCUGCCUGACGUUGUGGAAUCUGGUUCAAUUGCUGGAAAGACAACACAUGAGUGGUGUGGUGUGCCAGAGGGAACGGAGAUUGGUGUGGCCCUGGGCGAUUUCCAAUGCUCCGUCUACUCCUGCAUGACAGAGGAGACAGAUGCAGUUUUGAACAUCAGCACUUCUGCCCAGCUGAGCUUUGCUCUGACACGUGACUUCCAGCCACCAGAUCGUCCAGACCCCACCAGCAGCAUUGCAUACUUCCCGUACCUGGAUGGGAUGUAUCUGGAAGUGGCAGCUGCCCUGAAUGGUGGCAACGUACUGUCCACCUUUGUUGGGAUGUUGAAGCAGUGGAUGCAGGAGUUCGGACUGGAGGUGCCUGAUCCUACCAUCUACACCCAAACAAUAAACUCUGCGUUGAGUGUUGCUGACACUGACCUUGUAGUGCAAGCCACCGUGUUUGGAGAAAGACACUUGCCCAGCAGGCUGGCUUCAGUCACCAACAUCUCCCCGUCCAACCUCUCGCUGGGCCAUGUGACGAGGGCACUGUGCCGUGGCAUCGUUGACAACCUGCACGCCAUGCUGCCAUGCCAACGGCUGGCUGAGUCAGGGGUGCGGAGGAUCGUGGGCAGUGGGAGUGCGCUGACCAGGAACCAGGUACUGAAGCAGGAGCUGGAGAAGGUUUUCACGCUUCCCGUUGUCUAUAGGGAGACUGUCGAUUCUGCAGUCGGUGUUGCUAUGGUGAUGCUUGACCGGAAGUAAAGGGGGAGAAGAAACUAUGAAAAUGUGGGAAGACAAUUCAGUGUCCAGUGGGAAUGUGUGUAUAGCUGACUGUGGUAUUUAGCUCCCUAUUAAGGGAAGGUUGCACAGGGGCAUCAAACCCAGCUGUCACUUGCAUUGCAUAGUCUGGGUAUAACUGGCCACUGAAAAGGCUGAAUGUAAUUGCAGAGAUUGGUAUUGACCCAGCCCAUCUUUCCCCUCAGUGAUGUUGACUUGGUUUGGAUGGUGAAGGCAGCCCAGAGAUGUACUGGAGAGGCAACACCGUAAGUUGCUGCCUCGCUUUCUUUUAAACAUUCAUAUGACGUGGGCAUCGCACUUAUUGCCCGUGAGAAGGUGGCGAUGAGUUGUCCUUUUGAACAGCCGCAGUCCUUCUGGUGAAGGUGCUCCCACAGUACUGCUGGGGAGGGAGUUCCGGGAUUUAGACGCAGUGCCGGUGAAGGAUCAGCGAUGGGUUUUCGAGUCAGGAUGGUGUGUGACCUGGAGGCAAACCUGCAGGAAGAAGCAGAUAGAUCCAAACGGAGCCAGUGCUGCUCCCUGUGGAAAUGCAAAGAAAGCAAAAGGCAGGACUAGCUUGCUAGAAUUUUUACAUCGACCAUCUAUUCACACUGCGGAGCAACAUUUAUUUCUAUGGACCUGAACUUCUCUUCCCUUUGCAGACCCAUGCAGCCAUGGUCUGUGUUGUUUCCACCCCCCCCCCCCCCCCCCACAGUGUAAGUAUCACACUUUCCCAGGACCAACUGCUGUCCAUCUGACCUGCAGAAGUGUGCGAUGGACAGCGCGGAAUUCUGUGCUGAUUCCUCCCAGCUCCAGCUGUCCUGCCUCAGUUCCAUGUCACUCCUCCUUCAUCCAGCAUCACUUCCAAAAUUUGGCCAUGCCACGUCUGCCACAGUCCUGCCUGAAUCCUGCAUCGUUCUGCUCGUGGAAGAGCAAAUUGCAUGUUAAUUCCCAUUUUCGUACUUUUGAGUCAUGUAUGGGGACCAUAGAAUCAUUAUUUAAUUGUCUGUUUAAGGGAGAACUUACAAAUAAAAUGU
Messenger RNA from Pristis pectinata (smalltooth sawfish), 2623 nucleotides. It is a transcript of the gene shpk, whose product is annotated as sedoheptulokinase. The record is from RefSeq and is a predicted model, not a curated record. Gene Ontology annotation, cellular component: cytosol. NCBI's taxonomy places the organism in Eukaryota, Metazoa, Chordata, Chondrichthyes, Rhinopristiformes, Pristidae. Gene Ontology annotation, biological process: cellular response to lipopolysaccharide; carbohydrate metabolic process. Gene Ontology annotation, molecular function: sedoheptulokinase activity. The transcript is spliced from 8 exons. Bases 168 to 1574 code for a protein of 468 amino acids.